Molecule: messenger RNA, 1257 nt
Organism: Talaromyces proteolyticus
Lineage: Eukaryota; Fungi; Ascomycota; Eurotiomycetes; Eurotiales; Trichocomaceae
Product: phosphotyrosyl phosphatase activator
Exons: 1
Coding region: 1-1257 (418 amino acids)
Biological process (GO): mitotic spindle organization
Cellular component (GO): protein phosphatase type 2A complex; nucleus; cytoplasm
Molecular function (GO): protein tyrosine phosphatase activator activity; peptidyl-prolyl cis-trans isomerase activity
Source: RefSeq, a predicted model, not a curated record
AUGACUGACGUCCAGAAGCCUCCAGGCUUGAAGCCUGACCUGUCGAAAAAGCUGGCCGAGCUGCGUGCCGGCAGCAAAAGACGUGCAGCGAACCAGCAGGACCCGCCACCUGCAACACCGAUCCUACCUCCUCCUAUCGAUCUCUCCUCGCAUACAUAUACUCAACCCACUCGCCGCAUCCUCUCGCCAAAAGACCUGGAAUUAUUCGCCACCUCGCCCGCCUACAAACUUAUCCUUGCCUUUGUUUUCGGGUUAUCUGACAGAGUCCGCGGGCGGGCUGUCACGGACUUGAAAGACGCGCCAGUGCCGGACAAUGUGCAGAAGAUAUUGCAAAUAGUUACGCUACUCGAAACCUUGGUUGAAAAGAAUCCUGCAAUCGACCAAGGUGGCUCGCGCUUCGGCAAUCCGGCCUUCCGCUCGCUCUUCGACGAUACUGCGGCACAAAGCCCAGCAUGGCACCGCGAAAUUCUCGGGAUCCAGGACUCAGCCGCCGUCGAGGAAGUAUCGACUUAUCUUAUCCACUCGCUCGGAUCUCGCGACCGAUUAGACUAUGGAUCCGGACACGAACUCAAUUUUAUGAUGUGGCUGCUGUGCUUGUAUGAACUGCAGCUCAUCUCGGUGACGGAUUUCCCAAUGCUUGUGUUCAAGGUGUACUACAGCUAUAUGCAUCUCAUGCGCCACAUCCAGACGACAUAUUACCUCGAACCGGCGGGCUCCCACGGUGUCUGGGGUCUCGACGACUACCACUUCCUCCCCUUUCUCUUCGGAGCUUCCCAGCUCGUGGAACAUCCUUACAUCACACCCCUCGCCGUCCACAAUAGCGCGGUUCUCGACGAGGAGGGCGAUAAAUAUUUGUAUCUGGAUCAAGUGCGUUGGGUGGACAGUGUCAAGACGGUCAAGGGUCUCCGGUGGCACAGUCCUAUGCUAGACGACAUUUCUGGCGCCAAGAACUGGACCAAGAUUGAGAGCGGGAUGAAGAAGAUGUUUGUUAGAGAGGUGCUCGGCAAAUUGCCUAUUAUGCAGCACUUUCUAUUCGGCAGCCUGAUCCCUGCUACGCCCGAGAUGGGCCAAACACGGCCGGAAGAGGCAGAGGAAGCGGCACACGCUGAUGGAACACCGCAUCGGCACGACCACACCCACAGCGAUGAUUUCUGGGGAGACUGCUGCGGCAUCAAAGUGCCUAGCACUAUUGCUGCGGGCGAGGAGAUGCGCAAACGUAUGGGCGGCGGGGGUCUGCGGCCAAUACCAUUUGACUAG